Phlebotomus papatasi is the source of this 751-nucleotide messenger RNA. RefSeq names its product calcium load-activated calcium channel. Gene Ontology annotation, biological process: endoplasmic reticulum calcium ion homeostasis. The transcript has 3 exons. Gene Ontology annotation, molecular function: calcium channel activity. The coding region runs from base 103 to 654 and encodes 183 amino acids. The record is from RefSeq and is a predicted model, not a curated record. Lineage: Eukaryota; Metazoa; Arthropoda; Insecta; Diptera; Psychodidae. Gene Ontology annotation, cellular component: cytoplasm; endoplasmic reticulum; endoplasmic reticulum membrane.
UCGCUGUUACCAUCUCAGGAUGACGCGUCCGGACACUGAAAAUUGAGUGGAAGAAAACGAUUUCUUUCCCUGGUCAGGAAAAGUCAGCAAAGCAGCAAUAAAAUGUGGGGAGAUACUCUUUUAAUAGUCUUUAUAUCUAUAUGUACGGCAUUUCUUGGCGAAGGGCUGACAUGGGUGCUCGUCUACCGGACGGACAAGUACCAGAAACUCAAGGGAGAAGUGGAGAAACAGAGCAAAAAAUUGGAGAGACGCAAGGAAAUCCAUGGAGACUCAUUGGACAAACAUCAUAAAAAGAAAAUUGAAAGGGAUGAGGAGAGACUGAAGAAUAACAACAGAGAUUUAUCUCUGGUGAAGAUGAAGUCAAUGUUUGCCACGGGAUUUGCCUUCACGGCUCUCCUCAGUAUGUUCAAUAGCAUUUUUGACGGACGAGUUGUAGCUCGGCUGCCUUUUGUGCCAAUUUCCUGGAUUCAGGGGCUCAGCCAUCGAAAUCUUCCCGGUGAUGAUUUCACAGAGUGUUCAUUUAUUUUUCUCUACAUCCUCUGCACCAUGUCCAUCAGGCAGAACAUCCAGAAACUACUGGGAUUCGCCCCAUCGCGAGCUGCCAGUAAACAAGGUGGAGGACUCUUUGGUCCAGCUCCUGGACAAUUCAAAUAAAUCCAGCCAGAAAAAUCAGAUGGAUGUGUAGCUACAAAGUGGAUGUUUAUUUCCCACCCCAAAAAUAUUUAUUAUUACACUAUGUUGGCUUCAAACA